CUCCUUCCCUCCCUCAUGGAGCCGCACGGGCCCGGCAGCGUCCUCUUCGGCUGCGAGCUGAGCAGCAGCACCAAAUCCUACACGUUUAAGGUGGAUGAGGAGGAUGACUCCGACCACAUCCUGGCUCUGUCUGUGGUUUGCCUCACGGACGGUGCCAAGGAUGAGUGCAACGUGGUGGAGGUUGUCGGGCGAAACCACGAGAACCAGGAGAUCGCGGUGCCGGUGGCGAAUCUGAGGUUGUCGUGCCAGCCCUUGCUGAGUCUGGACAACUUCCAGCUGCAGCCUCCGGUGACUUUCCGCCUGGCCGCGGGCUCUGGCCCCGUGCACGUUGCCGGCUGGCACCAGAUCAUGCAGAGGGAUGAUGACUCCUUUGAGGAGGAAGACGACAUGUCUGAGGAUGAGAUUGCUCCCAUCAUGCCAGCCAAGAAGCAGCGAGGGAAGCAGUAGCGGGUCUCCUGGCAAGGUACUUGCUGGGACUCCUAGGACGACUUUUACCUCGGACACCUCUUUCCUGGACCUCAACUUUUGCUGCUUUCUCAUGUACCUUUUUGAGGGGUGAGGUGCAGGAGCUACUCCCAGCAAUGGGUGGCUCCUCUCCCACGGCCCUGGAAAGUUGAUCCCAAAAUGGGGUUGGUGCUGCUGGUCUCUCCCCUCUCCCCCGUCUCUGGAGCCAGGGAUGGUGGAGGGGGUCCUUGUCCUGUGCCUUUUCACUGUCCUGCACCUCUGCUCCGUGCACCUCUCUUCCUGGCUCCAAGACACCCUCUCCUGGCCCUGUCCCCAGGGCCUGAUGCACAGCCAGAGGUGGGGGAUAGUUUCACUGAGAAUACCUUCAGUUUGCUUUUCU
Messenger RNA from Nothoprocta perdicaria, 844 nucleotides. RefSeq names its product nucleophosmin/nucleoplasmin 3 (gene NPM3). The record is from RefSeq and is a predicted model, not a curated record. Gene Ontology annotation, molecular function: chromatin binding; RNA binding; histone binding. NCBI's taxonomy places the organism in Eukaryota, Metazoa, Chordata, Aves, Tinamiformes, Tinamidae. Gene Ontology annotation, cellular component: cytoplasm; nucleoplasm; nucleolus. The coding region runs from base 16 to 447 and encodes 143 amino acids. The transcript has 6 exons. Gene Ontology annotation, biological process: chromatin remodeling.